This is a messenger RNA of Vitis riparia (riverbank grape), 2238 nucleotides long. RefSeq lists its product as uncharacterized. The transcript is spliced from 3 exons. NCBI's taxonomy places the organism in Eukaryota, Viridiplantae, Streptophyta, Magnoliopsida, Vitales, Vitaceae. The record is from RefSeq and is a predicted model, not a curated record. Bases 1319 to 1864 code for a protein of 181 amino acids.
UCUUGCUAUAUAUUUAGUUUUACAACGCUAUUACUUUAUUAGCAUGUCAGAUAGCUCAAUGGCCUCACCCUUGCUUUUAAAGCUGGAGUCAGUGGAUCAAAUCUCUGCACAGGCUCAACUGGUUUGGGCUUUUGAGAUUGGAUUGGGCUUUGGCCCUCCUUUAAACCCUCUAGGGCUCAAUAUUGGACUUCUACAGCAAGUGGAAGUUUGGCCCAAACCUAGCCUCAAAUACCUUGCAACACCAAAAGCAACCUAGCCUAGAGAUUGGAUUGGGCUUUGGCCCUCGUUUAAACCCUUUAGGGCUCAACUGGUUUGGGCUUUUAAUGGGUGUCUGGCUGUAGCCCCUAUUGGGCUUCUACGGCAGGUGGAAGUUUGGCCCAGGCUUGGGCUUGACCGAUUCUUAGGAAGCUGGACGGUUCAGCGGUUCAACACCGUUUUAACAUGAAAACGGUUCGCUGGGGCAAACCGAACCAGAGAGAUGGCCAGUACACGGUCCAGUUUUCAAAACAUUGGUUCCUCUUAAAUUUUUCACAAAUGUCAAUUCAUCUUAAGUGUAUGGGAGUUGUGUUGAUCUCCAUUGCAAGGAAUUCUUUUUUGAGCCUCGGUAUUAAAUGAAUCAUUGGUUCCAACAAUACUAACUUGAAGAAAAAUUGUCAUUUGGACAUGAAGAUUCUUUGUGUGCGUGUGUUUUUGGGAUGAAGAACUCUUUUAGUUUCAUGUUAGAGAGAUCUUGCAGAAGCACAUUACCUACUGCUGAGUAAACUGUAAUUUUCAGUAUACACAAAGAGACAACAGAAUUCAUAUGAAGUCAUCUGAUUCCUACUUGUCUUUGUUGAUUUUCAAUUCUUACCCCUAUUUACCUGAAAUUAUUGCAAACCAUCAUCCUAUGGCUUUAUAACAGUCACAAGUAGAAGCCUUAUUUGAUUAGUUUUUAUUGUCUGAUCUUUACUUCCUAUUGAUAUUUCAAAGGACUUUAGAACUUCAAAAAUUCUCGAGAUAAUUGAAAGUAAAUGGUUGGAACCAAAUUAUAAGUCCUAUGUGUUAUCACCCCACGUCGUCUCCACGUUCACCACCAUGAAGGGGUGAUCCUGAAGUGGUCCAACACCCACGUCCUCCACCAUGAUCCCACUUUUCCGUUGCGUUUAAAGAGGGUGUGGCAAAUCUGCAGAAACGUGGUAUGAUGGGAGGCCACGGUUAUAUAUUUCUCAUGGUCCCGAACUCGAUAUCUGCCAUCUUCAUUAUUCAGUAAUACACCAUCCAUAGGAGAUCAUCAGAGUUUGGAAACCAAAGGUUGAACCGAUUCCAGCAACUUGAUCCGAUGGCUGGAGUUUUACCUAGCAUAUCUGAUAUUCGUUGUGAGGUUCCCGAACUUAGAGGAGAUAACUUUAAGAUAUGGAAGGAGAGAAUUCUUCUUCAAUUAGGGUGCAUGGACAUAGAUUAUGCUAUAAGGAAAGAUGAACCACAUAAGAUCACUGAUACCAGCACACCUGAACAAAUUUUAUUGUACGAACGCUGGGAGAAAUCUAAUUGCCUUAGCGUGAUGUACAUUAAGACAAAAAUCAGUGUUGGUAUACGUGGUUCAAUCGAGCAACAUGAGAAUGUCUGUGAAUUGCUAAAGGCUAUUGACGAGCAAUUCGUCACUUUAGACAAAGCCUUGGCAAGCACCCUGAUUAUGAAGUUCACAUCCUUGAAGCUCACUGGUAUAAGAGGUGUGCGCGAACACAUCAUGGAGAUGAGGGACAUAGUGGCUCAAUUGAAGAAACUCGAGGUAGAAAUGUCUGAAUCUUUCUUGGUGCACUUUAUCCUUAACACUCUUCCACCUCAGUAUGGACCUUUCAAAAUCUCUAACAACACACAAGGAUAAGUGGUCUAUCAAUGAAUUGAUGACCAUGUGUGUUCAAGAGGAAGGAAGGUUAUUGAUGGAACAGGGAAAAAGUGCCAUGCUGGUGACUCAAAGGAAAGGAAAAUCUCAAGCUAGUCAGAAAGGGAAGCAACAAAUUCCUCCCAAAUCUAACAUUAAGAAAGACGAAAAGUGUUUUUUCUGUAAAAAGAAAGGACACGUGAAGAAGAAAUGUCUGAAAUUUCAGAAUUGGCUUGAGAAGAAAGGGUGUGCAAAACCUAAGGAAGCCAGUGACAAAUGAGCAAUUCAUCUUAUCCGGAAACAAGAUGGGCUCACAUGUGGAAGCAAUAGGGACAUGUUAUUUAACUUUAUAUGGUGGUUUUAUUUUGGAAUUGCAA